GUAGGGACUGGAGGGAGUGGGGGGAAGAGGCCUCGCUCCGAGGAGGGAGCAAUUGAAUUUCAAACACAAACAACUGCAUGAGCGCUCACCCACCUCCCGGGAGCUAAGGACCCCCCAAUCAGCGGCCCGCACCCCUUUACUGGAGGCGGAGAAGGAAGAGAAGGCGCGGGGAACUGAGCCUCGGGAGCCGGGGCCAGGGGGUGGGCGCCUGUUUCAGGGCAGGGGGGAUUGCACGAGGAAGAGGAGGGGGCCCGAGCGGCGCCUCCCCCUGUCCCCCUUUCGCGGUAGCGGAGUCAAACUUCAGCUCUCUCCUUCCCUGGGCCCCCCUUCCGCUCCAGAAUUGAGUUUGGGGGAGCCACCGGAACCCCCAAGAUGUCCCGCUCCAACAGGCAGAAGGAAUACAAAUGCGGAGACCUGGUGUUCGCCAAAAUGAAGGGAUAUCCUCACUGGCCGGCCCGGAUUGAUGAAAUGCCAGAGGCUGCAGUGAAGUCAACAGCCAACAAGUACCAAGUUUUUUUUUUCGGGACCCAUGAGACAGCAUUCUUGGGUCCCAAAGACCUCUUCCCGUAUGAGGAAUCCAAGGAGAAGUUUGGCAAACCCAACAAGAGGAAAGGUUUCAGUGAGGGUCUGUGGGAGAUAGAGAACAAUCCUACUGUGAAGGCCUCUGGCUACCAGCCAUCCCAGAAAAAAGGCUGUCCAGAAGAUGCUGAGCCUGAUCGAGAGGUAUCAGAAGGGGAUGGGGAGAAGAAGGGGAACACAGAUGGUAGCAGUGACGAGGAGGGAAAGCUGGUCAUUGAUGAACCUUCAAAGGAAAAGAAUGAGAAGGGAGCACUGAAGAGGCGAGCCGGGGACUCACUGGAGGAUUCCCCCAAACGACUUAAGGAAACCCAGGACCCUGAGGGGGAGGGGGAUGAGAAAGAAGAGCUGGCUCUAGAGGGAGAAAGAGCUCUUCCCACUGAAGGGGAGAAGAACAGUGCCCCCUCGGAACCAGGCCCCGGCCGGGGUUUGGUUGAAGAGGAAGAGGAGGAGGAGGAAGACGAUGAAGAAGAAGAAGAAGAGGAAACUGCCAAGGAGGAAGGCCCUACUCAGGGUGUCAGAGAUCACAAGGAGAGCCUGUAGCCGACAAUGUUUCCAGAGGAGCCCCCACCCUGUUCCUGCUGCUGUCUGGGUGCUAUCGGGGAAACUGGUCAUUGCCUGCAAACUGGGAACCCCCCCCUUCUCCUGCCCCCCGCCCCUGAUACCCUGACAUCGGCAGCUCUCUCUUUCUCUCUCUUUGAGCACCCUCUCCCCACUCUCCCUUGGGCCCAGUCCAUACUGGGUAAGGAAGGAAGGGAUCAGGGCCUGGCACCACUGUCUCCCACCACUCUCUCUGACCCUCUUCUGCUAGGCAGUGGAAUGCCUCCCCCCUCUCCUGAGUCUCAACCUCUUCCCUGCUGUCCUCAUUGGCCCCAGCUCUGAUUUUGGGAGGACCCAGUUUUGGGAAGGGUGCUAGCUUCUGAGGGCUGUUAUUUCAGUGGGGAGUUGACUGGGGCUUUCCUGGACUAGCUAACUUCCUGACCUUUCCCUCAGCCUUUCCCCACCUCCACCCCCCAUUCCUGGAAAGACUGGUGAGUGAGGAUGUGGGUUUUAGAAUGGAAAGGAUGGAAGGUAGACUAUAAGAAGGGAGCUGCCCAAAGUUUGGGAGGAGGGUGCAUUACAUGAGGAAGGGGGUGAAUAAUCUCUGCCCUCCAACCCUAAUCUAUCAUCCCCUUGCCCUGGGAUGAUCUGCUGAUUCAGGGAAAGUCUGACAACUGGAGUGGAGUUAGGUAGGGGAAUAAAUGCUUGGUGAUUGGUCCCUAUUCCUGCCUUUGGUACCCUAUAACAUUCUGGGAGUGACAGCUGUCCUAGUCAUUGUUUCUAGGGUUACAAUCUUGGGGCACUGAGGGUCUAGCAGAGGGUUAGGUAGUCCUUGAGUAGGUUCAUGGAGAAGAUAGCCUGGAGAGGGUAUGACUAUAUUUGAAAGCCUCUCCACUGAGGGGUGAGAGAUUGCCCUUCAUACUGUUAUCUGUCUUCUUGCCCUUGGCAUCAUAAAACUCCUUCCCAGGGCCCAACACCUGGGAAGAAGUUGCCCCAGUGAGAUGAGGUGGGGAA
Messenger RNA from Sarcophilus harrisii (Tasmanian devil), 2130 nucleotides. It is a transcript of the gene HDGF, whose product is annotated as heparin binding growth factor. The transcript is spliced from 6 exons. The record is from RefSeq and is a predicted model, not a curated record. Gene Ontology annotation, biological process: regulation of transcription by RNA polymerase II. The coding region runs from base 373 to 1119 and encodes 248 amino acids. Gene Ontology annotation, cellular component: nucleus. Gene Ontology annotation, molecular function: transcription coregulator activity; double-stranded DNA binding. Lineage: Eukaryota; Metazoa; Chordata; Mammalia; Dasyuromorphia; Dasyuridae.